Molecule: messenger RNA, 1950 nt
Organism: Danio rerio (zebrafish)
Lineage: Eukaryota; Metazoa; Chordata; Actinopteri; Cypriniformes; Danionidae
Cellular component (GO): extracellular region
Source: RefSeq, marked validated
ACACUGACAACCUGUCGUCACUUUUCUCUGCUACCUUUUCUCUCGUAUCUUUGGCAACAGGACAUAACAAGAUGUCUGCUGUGCGCGCUCUCCUUUUGCUGAUAUUUGGAUUUACCAUGUUGAGGUUCAUCUGCUGUUACAGUGAUGGAAGUUUAUUGACCGACCACUGUCAAAGUAUGGCUAUAGAUCAUGGAGCUCAAGCAUCAGGACAAGAUUCAAACCCUUUCACCGUCGCUCCAGAUUACGUGAUCGUGGACAGUUCACAAGUGGGAACGGGCAUUACAGUGACGCUCUCGGCUUCUUCUGGUUCAUUUAUGGGGUUUAUGCUAGAGGCUCGAGAGUGUGAUGAUUGUCCGCCUGCUGGUUCGUUUAGUGUGCUUGACUUCAACAGUCUGCUCCUCUGUAGCGGCCAGGUCGUGGCUCAUUCUCUAAGCUCAGAUAAAUCUUCAGUACAAGUGACGUGGACGCCUCAAGCCACUGGACAGUUUUUCUUCAGAGCUGCAUUCGUCAAAAAUUUUAUUGAAUUUUGGACAAAAAAAGCAAUCAUACUCUCGACGACAACAACAUCACCGCCAACAACAACGCUGAUGACAACAACGCCACAAACAACGACACAAAAAACAAUGCAGACAACGACACAGACAACAACAACAACUCAGACACCUACGACACUGAAGACGAUGAUGACUACAGCCACUACAACAUCUACUGCCACCACCACUACUGUAACAACUAGGCGUACAACAUUGGGACUGACAAAAUUACUCCUACAACAUAGGGAUAGAAGACCCAAGGGUUCUAAAUAUCAAAAGGGAGCUGAUCACAGAGAUAGAGGAAACAGGGGCAGCAGAGAAAGACAACCGGACGAGAGAGAAUGUGACUAAGACACACACACACACACACAGACACAGCAUAUUAAAAAUCAUAGUUUGACAAAUGCUUUAUAUUUUUGUCUGCCAAUGAAGACAACUCUUAUUAAUUGAUUGAGCUCUCUCUCUCUUCAGGACAACAAAUAAAUGAAUAACAUUUUAGGUUGGUCCCUGAAAAUUUUUAAAACAUCCUGAAUGUUCUGGGAAGAUUCCCCAAAUAACAUUUCCCCCACCUUUACACCGGGUUUCUGCAGUUUUUUUUCGAUUCAAAUUUAAGACUUUUUAAGACUUUAAGAUCAUUAUGACUGAAAUUUCAGACUUAUAUAGAGCUUAACACUAAGGAUUUUUGUCUAAUGGCCCGAUUACUUUUGCAAAUAGUAUUUGUAAUAAUGGAAGAUUACGUAAAGGAAUGUCUUGAUUUAGUUUUCUUUCUCUGAUUAGAAAAUUUAAUUUGGAAAAUUUGCUGUGAAAAUGUCUAACAGCUGUUGCAAAUUGUAUUUCUUUGCAAUAAAAAACUAUAUAAAUUUAGAAAAUAAGUUUUGAGAUGGAUUAUAGGAGACAGAUUGGGUAGCUUUACUUGGAAAUAGGGAAAUGAAGACUUGUUUAAAAUGAUUUAAGACCUACAACACAAUAUUUCAGUGAAUUUAAGACUUUUUAAGGCCUAAAAUUUUGUUUUUGAAAUUUAGAACUUAUUAAGACCCUGUGGACACCCUGUUUACAGAACUUCACACCAUGAUCUUCUCAGAACGUUCUGUGAACAUUACUAGACAACGUCCUUAACACCAACAGGACUUUAUGAGUAGGUUGCAUUUUCCAAUAAACUAUGGUUCCCUAAACGUUCUGAGAAUAUUCUGUAAAGCUCCCCCAAACAAUGUUCCCCUCACCCUUAAAUAACUCCACACUGUAACCUCAGAACAUUCUGGGAACAUUACUGACAACAUCCUUAACAUAGACAGGGGCAUUCUGAGAACUUUCCUGGGAACAUCAAAUUUCUAGCUGGGAAUAUACUACAAUGGAUGUCAAUGGGUGCUUCAAGAUAUCUUUUUUUGUGUCUAAUAAAAAAAUUAAAGGUUUGAAACCG